UCCAGGGUGAACCAUGGGGCUGCUGGGCUCUUGGCAGGGAGGGCAAAGAAGGGCAGAGAGUGAGAGGGAUGUUCGCUGCCCUCUUCAGCCUGGGAAGCCUGGUCCACGGAGGGAAUCUGGGCAGAGAUCGCCCUGGGCCGUGGGCCCUGCUGCUGAGGACCUGCCUUCCCCACCGUGACGUGGGGGCCCACCAGGAUGAGCAAACUGCCCGGGGAGCUGACCUGCGACUUGGAGCGCAGCCUGCCAGCCGUGGCGUCCCUGGGCUCGUCAUUGUCCCAUAGCCAAAGCCUCUCAUCACACUUCCUCCCACCACCUCCAGAGAAGCGCAGGGCCAUCUCUGAUGUCCGCCGCACCUUCUGCCUCUUUGUCACCUUCGACCUGCUCUUUAUAUCCCUGCUGUGGAUCAUUGAGCUGAAUACCAACACAGGCAUCCGCAAGAACCUGGAACAGGAGAUCAUCCACUACAACUUCAAAACCUCCUUCUUUGACAUCUUUGUCCUGGCCUUCUUCCGCUUCUCUGGGCUACUCCUGGGCUAUGCUGUGCUGCGGCUCCGCCACUGGUGGGUGAUUGCGGUCACUACACUAGUAUCCAGUGCGUUCCUCAUUGUCAAGGUCAUCCUGUCUGAGCUGCUCAGCAAAGGUGCAUUUGGCUACCUGCUUCCCAUCGUCUCCUUUGUCCUUGCCUGGUUGGAGACCUGGUUCCUUGACUUCAAAGUCCUACCCCAGGAGGCUGAGGAGGAGCGAUGGUAUCUUGCUGCCCAGGCUGCUGUUGCACGUGGACCCCUGCUGUUCUCUGGUGCUCUGUCCGAGGGCCAGUUCUACUCACCCCCAGAAUCCUUUGCAGGGUCUGACAACGAAUCAGAGGAGGAAGUCACCGGGAAGAAAAGUUUCUCUGCCCAGGAGCGAGAGUACCUCCGCCAGGGGAAGGAGGCCACUGCCGUGGUGGACCAGAUCCUGGCCCAGGAGGAGAACUGGAAGUUUGAGAAGAAUAAUGAGUAUGGGGACACCGUGUACAGCAUUGAGGUUCCCUUUCAUGGCAAGACCUUCAUCCUGAAGACCUUCCUGCCCUGCCCUGCGGAGCUGGUGUACCAAGAGGUGAUCCUGCAGCCUGAGAGGAUGGUGCUGUGGAACAAGACAGUGACCGCCUGCCAGAUCCUGCAGCGGGUGGAAGACAACACCCUCAUUUCCUAUGACGUGUCUGCAGGGGCGGCAGGCGGUGUGGUCUCUCCCAGGGACUUCGUGAACGUUCGGCGCAUAGAGCGGCGCAGAGACCGGUACCUGUCAUCAGGCAUUGCCACCACACACUGCGCCAAGCCUCCAACGCACAAAUACGUCAGGGGAGAAAAUGGUCCGGGGGGCUUCGUCGUGCUCAAGUCGGCCAGCAACCCCCGAGUCUGCACCUUUGUCUGGAUUCUUAACACAGAUCUCAAGGGCCGCCUGCCCCGGUACCUCAUCCACCAGAGCCUCGCGGCCACCAUGUUUGAAUUCGCCUUUCACCUGCGGCAGCGCAUUGGAGAGCUGGGGGCCCGGGUGUGAACACGCCCUUCUUCCACCCUGCAGGUCGGGGUCCUGUUGCCGCAGCCUUCAGAGCUAGAAAGGGGCGCUGGUUGGGCUUUCCAUGGCCCACAGAGAACCUGGCCCCAAGCACUGGGCAGCACUUUGGUCCCAAGCUGCUGCCUUCCCCUGAGUCACAGUGCCUGGGGCCUCGGUCCUGAGCAGGUGUGGGCUUGAGCGUUUGGACUCUGGGGGCUGCUGGCUGAAGAAGUGGGGUCUGUCCUGCUGAUGUUUACAUGACGUCCCUACCUUCUGAAGAAGUUGCCGUCCCCUACGUUGCCGGGGACAGAGCUGGGAUGGAAGCUCAGACGAGGUUACAGAGGGCCAGGUCCCUGGGCAGGACAGAGCAAGGCAGAGCAGCCUGUCACCAGUGUUAAAGUGAAGGAGCCUUCAUCUGCCUGCUUUGUCAUCAUGGUUUUUUAGGGUUAUUUAAAGGGUCUGGGACCUUUUUCCAUAUGCACUUGGGGAGGAGUGGGGGCAAGUGAAGGGGCAGUGGGUGCUGGUAGUGACUUUCUGCCUCUCCCAAGUUGUCCCCCUCUCCCAGGGCCUCCUUGGGGACCUUUGUAAUUUGAGCCAAUUAAACACAAGAAUUUAAAA
Sciurus carolinensis (gray squirrel) is the source of this 2151-nucleotide messenger RNA. RefSeq names its product StAR related lipid transfer domain containing 3 (gene Stard3). The record is from RefSeq and is a predicted model, not a curated record. NCBI's taxonomy places the organism in Eukaryota, Metazoa, Chordata, Mammalia, Rodentia, Sciuridae. Gene Ontology annotation, molecular function: cholesterol transfer activity; cholesterol binding. Gene Ontology annotation, cellular component: late endosome. The coding region runs from base 196 to 1536 and encodes 446 amino acids. The transcript is spliced from 15 exons.